GUCAAGGUCGUGUAAACUGAUUGACCUUGAACUAGCGCGGCAGAAUUUGAAAGACAGUAGACUUUUUAUCAAUCCUGCAGAUGACUUCAUCUCUUACUUCAGUUCCUGAGGGGAUACCUGUCAACCACAAAUAAUCUGGUUUCCUGCAAUGGAUAAUGGAGUGUUUUAUGAUCCAAAACAAAAUAUAGAACGUAUUUUCGAAGUGGAAAGGCUUUUUGGAUUCCCUUCUAAUAAACUAGUAACUUCAAAUCGCGUGUUAGUUGGGGAAGGUGUUUUGACAAAGAUAUGUAGAAGAAAGCCCAAACUGAGACACUUUUUCCUAUUUAGUGAUGUGUUAAUCUAUGGAAGGAUUGUAUUAAAUAGGAAAGUUCUUUGUAGCCCUCAGUUCAUAGACCUCGCUGACUCCUGUGUUAAGAAUGUCGUGGACAAUGGGAUCUACCGGAAUGGAUUUUCAAUUCUCAGUCCAAGAAAGUCUUUUACGGUUUAUGCGAGCACUUCUGAAGAGAAAACACAAUGGGUAAUUCAUCUGAAGAAAUGUAUUUCAAACUUUGCUUCUGGUGUGCAAUACGAUUCAGUUAGAAAAUCUCCAAUAUGGAUUCCGGAUUCAGAAGCAUCUCAUUGUAUGGUAUGUGGUACUACUGAAUUCAGUCUUGUUCAUCGAAGACAUCAUUGUCGACAUUGUGGCAAAGUUGUUUGUGAUAAAUGUUCCACUUACCGUUGGAUACUUCCCUAUCAAGGUUCAUCACGUGUACGUGUUUGUUCAGUCUGUCACACUGAUUUGUCGACAGAGAAAUACAACUCAUUCAUUCGUAAUAAUCAACAACAAUAUCAGUGUGGAAAAGAGAAUAAUCUAUUCAAUGUUACCACUUGUGUAACUAACAAUAGAGUUGAUGUUACUAAUGAAGUGGCUGACAAUUGUAUGAUUACUCCAACCUAUCUUGGUGAUGUAAAUAUAAAUAAUGAUGAAUUAAAUACUGAAAGUGAUACAGAUUCAGAUACCGCUGAGGUAAGCUCCAAUUAUUCCUAUCAUCAAAAUGUCAACAUUAUCUGUCUAUGGACAAAAAAAUGCAUGUAACACAGUAAUAAAAAAGCCGGAUCAUAUGCUCGACUGUAAACCACACUAUUUGGUAUUAUUAUGACUUCGAAAAACCGAACUUUAUGAAUUGAUGUUGGCUGUUGUAAAAGUAGGUUUAAAGAGAGGACUAGUGACGUCCAAAACUAAAACAUAAAAUCAAUUCAAUAAAUUCAGUGUAUGUUUAUCUAAGUUGUGUUAAAUGGUACAGACCAGCUGAUUGAGGUCCACUCAAUUAUCGUGACCAGUGGUUGGACUUGUUAGGUGAUAUGGCUUCAAGAUUAUUCACAGUGGCACAAAUACAUCCUGGAUUUCAAUGUUAUUUUAUAUCUUUUAUUCCACUAAUUCAUUCUUUACUGUUUCAUCAUAUUUUAUAUCUGUAAUCUUUUUUUAUUAUCACUGAUACUUCUACUACAUUGGUAUUAACCUUAAUAUUGGUCGGCUUUAGUUCUGUAUUAAAUCAUAUUCACACAGUCCUACAGAAGGUAUUUACAUCGUUCAUCUUAGUGAAGUGUAUUUUAGUCUUUUAUUUUGUGACAAAUCUGUGCUCAAAAAAUGUUGCAUUGCAGAAAAUUAUCAUAUAGACGCACUUGGUACGAAACGGAUUGAUAGACAUUCGGGUUAUUGAACUUAUAUAUUAACUAAUACAUUCUUUGUUAUAAUUGAUUAUUCAUCUGUACCUUUUUGAAAUGCAUUAGAGCUUAAAGCUGAGUUUCAUGUGAUACAGCUGAAGCUUUGCCAAGAAAUGCUGAGAUGGAGGUAAUCAAUACUAAAACAAUCUGUGAAUUCAGACAGGGUCAGUAUUUCGACUUCCUCAGAUUUCCAUCAGCGUCUAUCAAUUGAAAUCAUGGCAUAAAGUCAUAAUCAAGUAACAAAACUUUUCUUUAUUAUUUAUUCAUAAAUUACUUUGAUACUUAUGUUAACUAAUCAUAAUUAAUUCGGUGAGACUAUAAUUUAUGGACGACCGUUGAGCGACACCAAAGUAAUUUUAAGAGUAUCCAUCUAAUAACUAGGACCAAAUGAGGGUUAUAAACCACCAGUAUGAGGAAUUAGUAUUAUGAUUUACAGUUGAUGGUUAAGGUUCGAAAUUACUGUUGUGUCUUGUGACUGCAGAUUAUGGAGCUGCGAAUUAUCGAUCUGAUCAAUGAUACGUAAAACACAUACGAGCAGCCAAGAGUCCUGAUUGGCCCUGCUUCCCUGUCUAGCCCAGCCAGUUGAGUCCAGAACGCAAUUCUCAGCCUCUGAGAUAUGAAUCGUUAUAUUUCAAAAAUACUCUGUUUAUAUACCAACCAAACAGACCACAUCGUACCAUAAAAUGGAAAACAACAUUUGUACAAUAUUUAACAAGUGAAAUAAAUACUGACCAAUAGGGAAUUUCCAUUUAAAGUCCAAGGACACCAUUAGACUUAACAUGAUAAUUAUUGUUAUAGUUUUCCGAAUAUCCUAACAAUUACAUUCAAGGCAUCAACUAUAAUGUCAAAACUUUAUUUACCCAAAUGGAUGAGUGAAUUUCACGCUAAAAUGUGAGACCUUUUUUUUAUCUUAAACCUGUUUGAUUCGUCUAUAAAUGAUAGUCUCGUUGUUAAUUCAAUUAAUCACUUGUGAUUAUGUUUACUAUUUCAUUUUAAUGUUACAUUUGAUUGAUUAUUCACAGAACUAGUUUAUUUUAAUUAUGAAUUAGAAUAUUUGUUUUUCAUUUGUUUCUAGGAGGAUAAAGUUGACAAAUUUAUUCAUAAUUGACUUAUUUAUAUAAACAACAUUGUGUUAUUUAAAUAGUAAAAUAGUCUGAAACAAACAACAACAACGACGAUGACAACAACAACAACAAAAUGAAAAUGUAUUUACCUAAUCCAAAAACUAUGGAACUUUAAUCUUGUUUUGUUUUUAUCGAUUGUCAAACUAUUAAGUUUGCUCAUGUGUUUGUGUGUGCGUGUGUGUAUGUAUGUGUGUAUGUGUAUUAAACUCAUUGUUUGUUUUUUUAUCUACGAUUUUCUUCUUCUAAAACUUCCCCAUGAAUCAAUAAUUGUUUUUUAUUUAUUUAUUUUAAUAAUUAUUAUACUCAUCUAUUUGUAAUUUGUAUAUUUAUCAUUCUUUUAUUUAUUCUGUAAUUUAAAUGUAUCUUGACAAUUAAUGAUUAUGCAACGUUUUUCUUGUGUAAUUGAUCUAGAAGGAAAUGAUUUUCUAAUAUAUAAAAUUAUGCAAGUCGGAUACAGCUUUCAUUGAUUAUUGUUGAUUUUUUUUGGUAUUUGGCUCGAAAUUUGAUUAAUCAAGAGAAGGGAUGACUAUAAAUACUUUUCAUGUUGGUAAAUUAUGCUAGUACAAAGAUGAAUGUAAUGUAAUCCUUCUAAGUUGCUCAUAAUUACACACUUGAGAAUACCAAUCAUUUUUGCAACAACAAAAAAACAAACGAAUGGUUAAGUACCAUUUAUUUAAUAUUUGAAAGGUAAUGAUGUAAUUUACUAUUUAG
Messenger RNA from Schistosoma bovis, 3539 nucleotides. Lineage: Eukaryota; Metazoa; Platyhelminthes; Trematoda; Strigeidida; Schistosomatidae. The record is from the annotation of a GenBank genome assembly.